GCCCGAGCCAUUCCUCUCACGCGCUCCACAACAAGCAAAGCGAUCAACACACCGCGCCACACCGUCACAUUUGCUCCGCGCAACGUCUCGUGCGCUCUAGCCGUUUGCGGCGGCCCCACAGGUCAGCCACCCACCAGCCCACCAGCCAUGUGCGGCGGCGCCAUCCUCUCCGACAUCAUCCCGCCGCCGCGGCGGGUCUCCGCUGGCCACCUCUGGCCGGAGAAGAAGAAGGCGAGGAAGGCCGGCGAGGGGAGUAGAAGGAGGCCCUGGCGCGGGCCCGAGGAGGAGGAGGAGGCGUUCGAGGUGGCGGGCGAGGAGGAGUUCGAGGCCGACUUCGAGGAGUUCGAGGUGGAGUCAGGGGAGUCGGAGCUCGAGCCCCACGACGAGGUCAAGCCCCUCGCCGCCCCCAGGAGCGGCUUCGCCAGAGAUGGAUUAGACACAACUGCAGCUGAUAUUGAUGGCCCUGUAGCGAAGUCAGGUAAAAGGAAGAGAAAGAGCCAAUUCAGGGGUAUCCGCCGACGUCCGUGGGGUAAAUGGGCUGCUGAAAUCAGAGAUCCUCGCAAAGGUGUUCGUGUCUGGCUUGGUACGUACAACUCUCCCGAAGAUGCUGCUAGAGCUUAUGACGCUGAGGCACGCAGGAUUCGUGGCAAGAAGGCCAAGGUCAACUUCCCAGAUGAGGGUCCAAUCACUUCUCAGAAGCGCUGUGCUGAGCCUACAUCUGUGGAAGUACCUGAGUUAAACACUGAAGAGAAGCUGAUUAUCAAGCCGGCAAUGAACAGCGUGACCAACUCAAAUGUGUAUUCCUACCCUAUUGUUGACUACACCUUACAUGAGCAAUGUGUGCAGACUCAAAACAUGUCAUUUGUUCCUGUGAUGAAUCCUGCUGCCCCCAUUCAGGAACCUUUCGUGAAUCUAUCCUCUGAUCAAGGGAGCAACUCCUUCAGUUGCUCGGACUUUAGUCGGGAGAAUGACACCAGAACCCCUGACAUAACAUCGGUGCUUGCACCUGUUCCCACCUCGACAGAGGUUGAUGAGUCUGCAUUCCUCCAGAACACCAGUAAUGCUGUGGUACCUCCUGUGAUGGGGAAUGCUAGUGUUGAUCUCACCGACUUGGAACCAUACAUGAGUUUCCUGAUGGACGGUGAUUCAGAUGAGUCAGUUGACACUCUUUUGAGCUGUGAUGGAUCUCAGGAUGUGGUCAGCGACAUGGACCUUUGGAGCUUUGAUGACAUGCCUUUUUUUCUGGUUUCUACUGAGGCUCUGAGGCCUGCCAUAUGAUGUGUGUACAUCGGGACAAAGGGAAUAAAUAUUCCGGGGAUGAAGAGCGUGGUAACUAUGUUAGCUUAUGCUUAAAUGCGCAGUUGCUUUCUGAAGUGCUCGUUGGAAAUUAUCAAUCGAUGAAAACUAUCGAGUCCAGAUCAACCUAUUCUGUUUCUACCUUUUCUGCCAUUAAUGUCUAUGGACAUCGUGAAUUUGUAGCCAAUGUGUUAUGCGUGUCAUGGUUGUAAAAGUGGCUAUUGUUUUACUGUCCAGCGAGAGAGAUACAUCGGCCAUCGCGCCAUUGUUUUUAUGUGUGUAUUGUUAUAAAUGUGGUUUAUAUGUGUGUA
Messenger RNA from Phragmites australis (common reed), 1607 nucleotides. Its product is annotated as ethylene-responsive transcription factor 1-like. The record is from RefSeq and is a predicted model, not a curated record. The transcript is spliced from 3 exons. Gene Ontology annotation, molecular function: DNA-binding transcription factor activity; DNA binding. Gene Ontology annotation, biological process: ethylene-activated signaling pathway; regulation of DNA-templated transcription. The coding region runs from base 148 to 1278 and encodes 376 amino acids. NCBI's taxonomy places the organism in Eukaryota, Viridiplantae, Streptophyta, Magnoliopsida, Poales, Poaceae.